Molecule: messenger RNA, 1539 nt
Organism: [Torrubiella] hemipterigena
Lineage: Eukaryota; Fungi; Ascomycota; Sordariomycetes; Hypocreales; Clavicipitaceae
Source: the annotation of a GenBank genome assembly
AUGGCGCCGAUAGAGGACGGCAACAGUAACGCUCCACGGCAAAAGCGAUGGGCUACCAAAGUCAAGACGGGUUGUUUAACAUGCAGACGGCGUCGUGUCAAGUGUGAUGAGGCAAAGCCCUUCUGUCUCAAUUGCACAAAACGCAAUCUCCAUUGCGCUGGCUAUCAGGUAUUAGACAAGGGCAAGAAUGCGCGAAGCAUCGCCGCAGCCACAGCGCCGCUCUGCAAGCAGCGGGUGAAACUACCGAAUGAAGAGCUGACAGCAUUGAAUGAUGUUGUUACUUUAUUUAACCUAAUGCCACAUUUCCUAUUGUCAGAGGCAAAAGGAGAGCGGGAAUUUACGCUUCGAGCGCCGAUGCGAUACACAACAGCGCUCUAUCUUGCCGUAUUGCCAAGUCGCGCUGGCCAUAACCCUGUCGUGGAUACUGCAGUUACUGCUCUAUCUGCUGCUGCACGACUCUACUACGAUACCACUAUAAGAGAAGACAUGUCUCUAGAGCAGAUUGCAGAACGCGACGACUAUGACAGGGUUCUAUGCCUCUAUAACCGUGCGCUUCACUAUCUUCGCGAAGCGCUGAAUGACCCCGAAGAAUCUGUAAGCUCAGACGCGCUAUGUGCAACAGAGCUUCUGUGCUGUUUUGAAUCGUUCAACCUCAACAGCCCGCCUGAGAUUCAGGUUCAACACUUGAUGGGGAGCGCAGAGUUGAUACAACACAGAGGUCCUGCACGAUUUAGUUCCGGAUUUGACUUGAUAUUGCUGCGGACGCAAAUACCGUACUUGAUGUUUAGCGCCUUUUACACAAACACGCCGUCGUUUUUAAACCGGCCAGAAUGGACAGCGGCAUUGAAAACCGUGGCCCGUCUUAGUCCAGAUAUUGACCGGCACCUGGUGUAUUUUAUGAUUCUAGCGGGCCAGAUAUUCAGCGUCCUGCUCUCCAUCAACGAAUAUAUGAGUCAGAUAGAUCGCUCGACUCCCGAGGCCAUGGAGCAGAGAAAGCAGCUCCUCGACGAUAUUACCAAGCAUGGCAACACUUUUGCCAGUUGGGCGCGAGCGGCACAGAUAAAGGUACAGCAGGCGCUGAUUGCAUUCGAAGCAACUCACAAAGAUACACGACACAACCUCUACAGCCAGAGCACGAUUGCAACGGCCACCCAGUUCUACGGAGCAUCGAUCGCCGUGCUUCUCCUUCAGAAUAGGCUGCGCAUAGCACUGGGCUGUAGCAAUGCGCGCGAGCGUGAAGAGGAAUCGCAAGACUUGGCGAACAAGUUACGGGAGCGAGUUAUGGCGGAUGAACGACUCGGGCGAAAGGUACCAACUUUCCAGAUUGCCGCGUUCAACGCGGUGCUCGCGUCCAAGGACCAAUGGAUGCAGUAUGCUGACCGUGUUGGGCACAUGGACGAGAAUCAAGACCGAGCCAUUGCCCCAGAGUUGUACUUUACGUGGCUACAGUCGGUUGGAGUUCGAAGCGACAUAAGAAGUGUAGUGCAGAAGCUGUCAGUCAUGUUGCCCGUCAAGUCGACGAGAGUAUAUAUCCCAUGA